This is a messenger RNA of Monodelphis domestica (gray short-tailed opossum), 3096 nucleotides long. RefSeq names its product zinc finger and SCAN domain containing 32 (gene ZSCAN32). Gene Ontology annotation, molecular function: DNA-binding transcription factor activity, RNA polymerase II-specific; RNA polymerase II cis-regulatory region sequence-specific DNA binding. Gene Ontology annotation, biological process: regulation of transcription by RNA polymerase II. The record is from RefSeq and is a predicted model, not a curated record. NCBI's taxonomy places the organism in Eukaryota, Metazoa, Chordata, Mammalia, Didelphimorphia, Didelphidae.
CUCUCUGCUCUAGUCCUGACUGCCUUGCGGGAACUUCCGGCUGGGUUGCUGAGGGAGUUUGGGGAGUCUGGAGAGCUGGGAUCUGGCCAGAAAGAACCUCCUCUUACUGUGUCCAGUUCAUGUGGUGGCAACCCAGUGACAUGACAGAGAGAGAGAAUUUAACUCUGGGAGUUUGUGACCAUCUGGAGUGAAGUCAUCCUUUGAGGCAAACAAUGGCUGCAGCCUUGGGCCACCAGGUACAAGCUCCACAGAAAAACUCCACUUGGGGUCAGAAAGCUGCCCUUCAAGUUGAAGUAACAACUGACUCAGAAGCCUUCCGUCAGCAGUUCAGACAAUUCUGCUACCAAGAGGUGGGAGGGCCUCAUGAAGCUUUUAGUACGCUCUGGGAACUUUGUUGUAGGUGGCUGAGGCCCAAGACAAACUCAAAAGAACAGAUCUUGGAAAUGUUGGUGCUGGAGCAAUUCCUGACUAUCCUGCCAGGAGAGAUCCAGGUCCAGGUGAGGGAGCAUCGUCCAGAAAAUGGAGAGGAGGCUGUAGCACUCGUUGAGGAUUUGCAGAAAGAGACUGAAAGACCAGAAGAGCAGUUUUCAGUCAGUGUGCAAAACCCAGAAGUGCUUGUGGAGAAGAUAGUUCCUGUGGGAGCAGCACAGGAGUCUGUGAGCUACCAGCUAAAGCAAGAGGAGAACCAGCAGGACGAAGAUCCCUCAAAGGAUACAUCGUGGAGCCCUCACGAAGGAUCACAAGAUCAGGCUGACUAUAAACAGGAUCCUCAACUGAGACCAGAGACAACCAGACUUCUGGCAGGAGAUACUCCCCAGGUUUCUGCCUUUUCCCAGGAAAGAAGGAUGAGAAAUCAGGAGAUGGAAGCUGUAAUCCUUACAACUGGGUUUCAGGAACCAGUCACAUGUGAGGAUGUGACCGUGCCCCUCUCCCAGGAAGAGUGGAGGUGUUUGAAUUCUGCUCAGAGGGUCCUCUACAAGGGUAUCGCACAGGAGAAGUUCAGAAAUGUGGACUCAGUGGGACUUCCCAAAUCUCUUCUGAUCUCUGGGAUGAACCAUGGAAAAGAUAUAUGUAUUCCAGAUCUUCAAGGUUCCAAGGAGACAGAGAUCCUAAGUAGCUCCCAUACAAAUGAGAACCGAGUACAAGCUGAUGAAAAACAAGCCAACAGGGAAGGAAAAAACUGGGGAGACCAGAGGCAACAGGAGUUGGCGGAUGAGAAAAUAUCAGGUUUUAAAAGGAAGAAUGAGAUUAAAAAGGAAAAUCUAAAAUGGGAAUUUUCAGAAGAGCAACUGAGCAGAACAGUACAAGGAAAGUUUAAUCGGCAAAUUUUCCAAUAUCCUGUUCUCAAAGAAGCCUGUGAGACUGUGAGCAAGUUAAGGAAACAACUUAUAAGUUUUCCACGAGAGAAACAAGGGAAACCAGCUUUCCAAGAGAGAGAUUUAAUGAAGCAACUAGAUCAACAGAAACUCUUUGUUGGAGAAAAACACCAUAAACAGCUUGCAUGUGGCAAUAGCUUCUCUCAAAAUUUUCACAAGUCGGCCCCUGAAUUAGAAAAGACUACUAAAUGUCAGCAAUGUGGAAAAAGUUUUAGUCGUGGUUCUUAUCUGGUUAGGCAUCGGAGAAUCCACACAGGUGAGAAACCCCACAAAUGUAAUGAAUGUGGGAAAAGUUUCAGUGAGCGUUCUAAUCUCACAGCCCACCUGAGGACCCAUACUGGAGAGAGGCCCUAUAAGUGUGGAGAGUGUGGGAAAAGCUUCAAUCAGAGCUCAAGCCUCAUUGUCCAUCAGAGAACCCACACAGGAGAAAAGCCGUAUCAGUGUAAUGAGUGUGGGAAAAGAUUUAACAAUAGCUCCCAAUUUAGUGCUCAUCGGCGAGCUCACACAGGAGAAAGUCCAUAUAAAUGUAGAGAAUGUGGGAAAAGCUUCAAUAAUAGUUCCCACUUUAAUGCUCAUAAGAGAACACACACUGGUGAGAAGCCCUAUGAAUGUUCCCAGUGUGGGAGAAGCUUUGGGAAGAGCUCUGCCCUUACUAGACACCAGGGAGUUCAUAUGAGAGAAAAGUUUUUGAUUCAGUCAAGGAUUAAUGUACUUGAGGGAGACAUAUCGUAAAUAGAUGAUGCUUGGGGUAAAGGAUGAAACAUAGAAAAUUCUUAACUCACAGCUGGCUAACAGGUGCUUGUAAUGGUUUUCUCAACCCUCUCACUGAGGCAGAUCCAUAUCCUAGGAACUCUCUUGUUGGCUUUGUAGAGUUCAAGAAUAGAAUCAAGAAAUCUAGGUCUGACUUCUCAGCUCUGAAUCUGCCCUAUUGUUAACAUUGUUUCGCUCAGUAACACAAAGAAGUGUGACCCAUAAAUGAAGCCUUGGAAUAGUCCUUUAUUUCUGUGAUCCCAUCAGCUCAUAAAGCUGUGCAGACAAGUGAGGUGAAAAGUAUUUUAAUUCUAGUCUUGGAGAGUUGGUUUUUUGUUUUUGUUAAAUUUAGAACCAUGAUUCUAUCGGUGUAUGGAGACCCUGAUGUGUAAACUCCUUCCACACAUACAGAUCAGUCAGUUACAUCUAAUUAGAGUUUUAAAAAUUGCCUGUGGCACUAAAAGCUUGUGACUUUCCCAUGGUGCCCUAGCUACCUAUCUGAGAUAUGACUUGAACUCAGACCUUCCUGACUCCAAGGCCAGGAUUCAGGCAGAGGCAGUUAUAUUGUAGCAUAUGUCCUCCUCUUGAUGUGAAUAUGCAUUGAGAAUUAAGCCAUAGAUAACCAGUAAUUCAAUUUUAGUUCCCUGAAGUUCUUUGGCACUGUGAUCCAUUGGGUCAAAAUAGAGAUGUUCAGAAUUGCAUAGAAGGAAUCGUAAAAGAUUACUAAUAAAGUAGGAUGGAGUAGGAUUAAGCCAAUGUAGAAUGACUUGUUCUUAGAACAUACAUAAUAUCUGGGUUUGCCUUUUUAAAAAUUGAGGUUAAAUGUAGUGAUCUCUUAUUUUGUCCUAAUUCUAGCUUGUAAGUUAAGAAUCUGGCUGUUAGAAAUUGGCUUGCCUUUUCUUCACAAAUAUUUGUACUAGUUUGUAAACCUUACUGUUUGUGAUUAAAAUAAAAGUCUUCCCCAACUCUU